ACUUUUCCUUACCAUUUUCGGUUAUCCCGAUUUAUAAAAAAAGAUUAUGCUCCGUGAAAAAAGUGAAUAUAAUUUGCCAUUUUCGAACGUCUUCCUCAGAAAUCGCAGAGAUGCUCUGUCGUUUUUAUAAGUAGUAACCAUUAUCAUCUAAUAGCCUUUGGUUUCUGCAUCCUCCACGAAACUUCUUCCACCUUCUAAUUUAUAAGCAAUGUCUUGGGAUGACGAAGAAGAAACUGAUAACAAAUGGGAUUUUAAAUGGGGUGAACUUAAGGAGAAAUCACACAACAGUGUUCAUCUUUACGAGUCAUUUAUUUUCGAAGGGGUUGAGUAUUUUCUCUAUGAUUGUGUUUAUUUGCAACCACCAGAUGAUUCAGAGGCGCCUUACAUAGGGAAGAUUGUCAAGAUUAUGGAUCAUCCAAGCUAUAGGAGGAAACUUAAGAUAAUAUGGUUUUUUCGGCCUUCUGAUUUACCAAAUUGGCUUCGAAUCCGAGAGAUUACUUACCUUGUGCACGAGAUAUUCUUAGCGUCUGGGAAAGGUUCAGGCGUUGCCAACAUCAAUCCUGUGGAAGCAAUUUUGGGGAAAUGCAAUGUGAUUUGCACAUCAGAGGACAAAAGAAACCCACAACCUUCUAAUCAAGAACUAAACACGGCUGAUUUUGUGUUCUCCCGCACAUUUGAUGUCCACGAAUGCACUUUUACGGAUCAACUGGAUAACAAUAUAUCUGAAAUUGCAGUCGAGCACUUUUUUAAUAAUAAAGAGUACUCAAAGCUGAGCAGAUAUCAGGAAUCCAAAGAAGUAGAGAACCCCAAAUCUAGUGGUCCUGCUAUGAACAAGAUAAAGGCUGCUACUAUCGACCAAACUAAAGAGGCUAAGCUGAAACCUGUUGAAGGUUUAGUGUAUCAUUCGGGCUCAUUUCAGAGUGGUUCUUUUGAGGAAAAUGUUAGGCUUGGUGAUUUGCGGAAACCACCUUCGCUUUCCUCUCCUCCAUUACAAGGCGGAGAAGUUAUGGGUAAUGCAGCGGGGGCACGAAAGCCAAGAAUGAGAUGCAAGGAUCCUGCAAUGUUACAUGUAAGACAUGACCAGCCAGUUGGCCUGGACAGAAUUAAAGCAAAUCCUGAAUUGGCACAAGGGGGUGAUAUGCAACUCGAUUUUCAACAUAAGAAGACAAAAGUAACAGCAGCGGAGUCUUUUCAACCAGCUAAUCGAGGGAUCUUAAGUAGCACGAACCUAAACAGAGGGAUCUUAAGUAGCACGGGCCUAAAUAAACUUACCAAGUUUACUGAUAAAGAAGUUGCUCUUAAACCAGUGCCCAAGAAGUUCACCACAGCUGAUACCUACUACCUUAAGAUGAAAAAAUCUCUGAACACCAGAUGUGCCGACAUCAAAGAGCCAAAAAAAGAUUCUAUUCAACACGAUGAAGGGAUCUUCAAUCCUAUAAUUCCUAGUAAGAGAUCAACCAAAUUUCCAGAUAGAGAAGUUGCUCCUGAAAAAGAUUAUGCUAUGCAUGAUCAAUUGGCAGAAAAGAGCAGAGCUGAUAUUCAACGUCUUAAAAAACCAGACCUGGUUGAAAGAAGAGAAACAGUACGUGCCAAAGAUCUUGGAGAACAUUACAGAGGGAUAACUAGUACUGAGAAUCUUAGUAAUAGAGUGACCAGGCUUCCAAAUGAGGAAGCACCUGAAGCUUCCCAGGUUAAGAGAAUGUUCUCAAGUGAUAGCCUCACUUCGGAGACCCAGCAAAAGGAAGAUGUUACAUGGGAGCAAAGAAUGGAUCUUGCCUGUGAGAAAGGAACCCUUGUUCAACUUCAAAACUUGGACCCGUCCUAUGCAUCAGGUGAAAUUGAGGAUAUAGUAAGGACCUAUUUGAACGUAAGGUGCACUGCAAAGGUGUUAGAACAGAGUACAUUCUCUAGCCCUCACAAUGGUCAAGCUCUUUUGAUUUUCAAAACAGAGGCGCAGGCAGAGAUGGUGAUUAGCGAAUUGGGCAGUAGGUGUCUAAUGCUUCCAAAUGGAAGACCCCUAAUUGCUCAAAGAGGAGUUCCAAGGGUUUUGCGUGACAAAUCAGCAACAAUGAUUGGCCAUCUGAUGGUGAAUAGAAUGAACAAGAAUCAAGAGUGGCCAAAGGCAUUAUCAACGUCACAUUGUGCACAACCUAACACUAUCGAGUACGAGCUGGCUUUAGAUUGGAUUCUAAUGCAGAAACGGUCGGAAAAGUUUUGGCGAACCCUUUAUGAGGUGAUCAUCAAAGAACUCAAUGGUCGACGGCUCAGUGUGUUUUCCUGAACAAGUUAAAAGUUGUUGAGUUGAGGACCUACAAGCCAGUGGGUCAUGGGAAGGAACUGGCUGCUCUAAAGGCCGAACUAAAGCAGUAGUGGUUGAAGUUUGACGAGGGAAAAUGUGAUCGCUGGUGUAAAUCUUAUUCAAAUGUCGGUAAUCGGUAUCUAAUUCAAGCAGAAGGGACAAGUAUAUGCUAAUAACAUAAUGAUGACUUACAAGGCUAGUACUAGUACGAUAAAUACUUGCAAAUCCUGAGUUCGUAUGGGAAGAAUUCUUGUAAAUAUUUCCAAAUAUUGGGCAUAACUGUAAUUUAACAAUCAUUAGUUACAAUCUUUGCUGUAAUUACUCAAAUAUAUAUAUUUAUCAAUGGUACCCCAUGACCAUUUUUUUAUCCA
This is a messenger RNA of Papaver somniferum (opium poppy), 2670 nucleotides long. Its product is annotated as protein ANTI-SILENCING 1-like. The coding region runs from base 209 to 2281 and encodes 690 amino acids. Gene Ontology annotation, molecular function: chromatin binding; RNA binding. The transcript is spliced from 11 exons. The record is from RefSeq and is a predicted model, not a curated record. Lineage: Eukaryota; Viridiplantae; Streptophyta; Magnoliopsida; Ranunculales; Papaveraceae.